Molecule: messenger RNA, 1777 nt
Organism: Patella vulgata (common limpet)
Lineage: Eukaryota; Metazoa; Mollusca; Gastropoda; Patellidae
Product: dopamine beta-hydroxylase
Exons: 8
Coding region: 1-1707 (568 amino acids)
Molecular function (GO): copper ion binding; dopamine beta-monooxygenase activity
Source: RefSeq, a predicted model, not a curated record
AUGCUUCGCGUUUUUGCAAUUGUCAUAGUCAAUAUUGUCUAUACAAAUGCUUACGCUGGAUAUCAAGAAAGGAUACCAAAUGGUGAUCAUGUACCACAUCCCUGUAAACCAAAUUUUGUCUGGAAGGGUGUCGGCCAUUUAAACAUGGCUGGUGGUGGAGAGAGGAACGCCUUUGGCCAGGAUUUUGCAAAAGCCAACCAUGAGUGGACUGUAGAAUUUUGUGAGAAAGAUUCAGAUGGAGAUGGAAUAAGUAAUGGUGUAGAAUUGGGGGAUCCAAACUGUGCCUGGACACCUGGCACGGUUCCUCGCCACGUGACCGGUAUAACACACCCCGGUGUUUGUGAUCCGUGGGGAAGUGCCGAAUGCAACGAGAAAAAUUCCUGGGUUAAAUGUGAUAGCGACGAAUUUAAAUGCCCUGCAAUACAUGAAGAAGGAGUACAAAAGAUGGAUUUCCGAUUCCCAUGGACCAAUGUUCCCGACAAAGAAACGACCUAUAUGUGUAUGGGUUUUGAUUUACCAAAUGGCGGAGACUAUCAUAUGAUCGCAACUACGCCAAUUAUCAAUGAAACACGAGUAAUGCACCAUAUAGUUCUUCUUGCCUGUGAAGAGGAUUCGGAGCAAAUAACCAGCCCAAGGGAAUGUUCGAUGGGGUUAAGAGGUUGCACAAAAGCCAUAGGAAUAUGGACAUUAGGUUUACCAGGAGAAUGUUUCAACAAGGAGGCUGGCUUUAGAAUUGGUUUAAAUGGUAUGAAAAAAGGGGUACUUCAGUUUCAUUGGACCAACCCAGAGAGAAAGGCUGAUUUAUGGGAUGCAUCUGGUAUGACUAUCUACUACACCGACAAGUUGAGAAAAUAUAAUGCCGGUAUUUGGAUAACAGGUCAAGUUUAUCUUGAAAUCCCACCGUUGAUGCCAAAAGUUGUCCAGCAUUCAACCUGUUCCUCGCAUUGUACUAAGAAAACUUUUAACAGUUCCAUCUUCCUUACAACUGGUUUAAAUCAUAUGCACUACUUGGGCAUAUCCCAAUAUGUGAAAUUAACAAGAUCAGAUGGAUCUGAGCUCAUGAUCACCAAUGAUGAACAUUAUAGCUACGAUACACCUGUCCUUAACCAGUACGACACACCAAUAGAAGUUAAACCAGGUGAUAGCUUAGAAACGGUUUGUACCUAUAGAUCUAUAUCUAGAAAGAAGACCGCUGUAUAUGGAGAGGGCACCUUUGAUGAAAUGUGUUUUGGUAUUUUUAACUAUUACCCCGAGGAGGCUGUUACAGCAGGGAGUUGUUUGACACGCAAAAACUUUGAAUAUUGUGAUCUUUUUGAUGGAAAAUGUGAUUUUCAAGCGAUUAGGAAUAUGUCUAACCCCGAUACUAAACAAUUAACGGACAAGGUUAUGGAUAAAUGUUCCUAUCAGGGAGAAUGUCUUCAUGGUUGUAGAGCUGUUGUAAUAGAUGUGUUGACAAAUCACGAAUGUUUUAAGAAUGGAUUGGCAAAGGGUAUUACGUACAACAAUUUACUUUCAAGAGGUGUCGAUGACCCCAGUACAGUGCCUGCUAUGCGCUUUGUAGCUGCUAUGCAAUCAUGUGACUGCAGUACCGAGAACCCUAUUAACUAUGUUGCUCAGAUAGGUGACCCCGAAAUACCCAGUUCUGGUUACACCAUAACAAUGUCAUUUACUCUGUUAACCAGUUUGUUGCUCUUGGAAUCCAUGUAAAUCUUGUAUAUUGAAAGUGUAUUAAGGACAUCACUUUUAUUUUAAUCUCAUUUUUGACACGGAUUCUUAC